AUGGCUUCUAAACCAAACCCCGGCGAUCGUGCUAGGUUUGCUAAACUCGGAAUGGCAAUAACCGAAGAAUUGACCCAGGCUUGCAGGGAUGUAUUAGAAAUGGAGGUUCCCCCUGGACUGGUGUAUAGCAAGGUGAAAGCAUCUUCAUUUUAUUAUAAUAUACGCCCCGAACAAGAAAAAAAACUUAUAUGCGCCAAUAAUAAUGGCUAUAAAGAAUUUGAUAUUACGCUAAUAUAUACACUGAUAAGAAAUAUUUGUACAAAGGUUCCUCUUCCAACAAAACUUAAUUGGGGUGGAAAUACAAUGCCAGCAGUAGGAGAAAUAACGAUUGGCGAUGACAUUGAGAGGAUAAGGUUGAUAAGAAAUGGUGUGUUUGCACACAUAAGCUCGGCGUCGACUUCACAGAGAGAUUUUGAUAAUACGUGGUCAAUCAUAACUGAUAUCUGCCAAAGACUACAAACGUACACAAAGAAAGACUAUAUGUCUGGACUGAAUAACAUUCAAAGACAGGCCCUGGAGGAGGAAAACGAAAAUGCUGUCAUUAAAAAACUUGAAGAGGAAUAUGAAAAUUACAAAUCUCUCAAGGAAAUGUUGUCAUCUUUGGAAUCUCAUUUGAAAGAACUGAAAGCAGUAUUGGAAUCCCCCUCAAAAGUGAGCUUUUCUAAUGACCUAAGGGAUCAGGUGCCUCGGAGGAACAAGGAGAAACCUGCUAAGAAAUCAGAAGGAAAAACACUGAAAGAUGAAAUUCUGGAAAACUGGAUGGAAGAAGAUGUUGACUUUAUUCCUACAAGAGCGAGUGCAGUCGUGGAAGAAAUGCUUAAACAUCAAAAUCUUGUUACGGUGGCUGGAAAUUCUGGGUCCGGAAAAUCAGCUCUUAUUCAACACAUAGCACUCAAGUAUAAACAGCAAGGAUGGAAUGUCAUACCAGUGGCUGAAGUGAAAGAAAUUAGAAAGAUCUGCUCGCCUGGCAUCUCAGAAAAACUGUUUUUUGUUCUCAACGACCCUUUGGGUAAGGAUUCUAUAGAUGUAGUAUUGUAUAAUUCAUGGAAAAUGUGUAAAGAAACGCUGGAGAUUUGCUUGAAGAAGGUUAAACUAGUGGUGUCAUGUAGAAGAUGGGUUCUGUACGAUAAGAGAGUGAAGGGAAUAUUAUUGGAUGAAUCCACAGUAGCAGAAAUUGACGACGAAAAAAAUAGAAUGACAGAUGUAGAGAAAAGAACGAUCCUAAACCAGUACACACAAAAUUUGAAACUGUCCCGAAAGUUUGUUUCAGAAAUUAUCAAAACAGAAGCUUACUUUCCAUUGCUUUGUAAGCUUUUCUCUAGGGAUUCAGAAUACAAGAAGGGGGUUGAUUUUUUCCAAUGUCCAUACAACUUUAUUAAAAAAGAAAUUGAAAUGUGGAAGAAAACAGAAAGUAAGAAAUUUUGCGCUCUGAUUCUGAUUGUUGUCUUUAAAAACAAUUUGGAUAUCGAUGCUAUUAAAGGGAAUAAAAAUUCCAUGAAAAAAUAUAAAGACAUAUUAGGAAUGUGUGAAUUACAAGAAAGCACAAAUAUUUCAGUCAUUCGCAGUACUCUUCAUGAAAUGAAAGGAUCUUACGUCAAAUGUGUCGGGCAUGCUUUUCAAUUCCUCCAUGACUUCAUUAUGGAGAUAACGACAUUGGUUUUUGGUGUUGAUUGUCCUCAGGAGACAAUACAGUACGCAGACAGUGGUUUUCUGAGACGACGGAUGAAGAUUGAGAAAAAAGAGAAAGACCAUGAUCCCUUCACAAUUUACCUGCCUGAAGUGUACAUAGGUGAUCUUGUGGACAGGUUUAUCACUGACAUUCAGACAGAAAAUGUGAUAGACGUACUCUUAAAUCCAUGUUUAAGGAAAGAAAGUGUGAUCAGAUGUAUAAAAGAAAAAAUUGACUUGCCUGAAGUUCUUCCAAAGCUUCUUUUAAUUAUGGGAUGUGAAAUAGACAAAUCAGAAUUUCUUAAAUCAUACCGGAGUUUUACUUUGUCUCGACUUGGUUUUCUUGAUUUGAAAGGUGAAACAUGUCCGCUGAUUGGAUUCAUUACAUUUUGUCAUGAUGAUAUUUCUAUAUUUCUUUUGAAAAACAUCAUUCAAUUGACAACUCGAGAAAUGCCCAUAUUUUCUGCUAUUUGCGCAAAUGGUGAUUCAAAGUUCUUAGAGUUUCUUAGCCAAGAGUAUAAAGAAACAGCUAUGUUGGAAAAGUGGGGAAUAUUGUUACCAAUUCAUAUUGCUUCUGUAUUCCAUAGCUUUUCAAUCAUUGAAGAAUUGGUAAGACUUGGUGCCAACGUCAACAUGCUUACGACUGAUAAUGAAUGGACACCGUUAAUAUUGGCAGCAUAUAAUGACGAAGAACAUUUAAAAGAGGCUGGUAGACAGACAGAAGGAGGAAAAAGACGUAAUAAAACAAUUCUUUGCUUAUUAAACAAUGGAGCUGAAAUCAAUUUAUGUGGUAUUAAUGGAGUCAGUCCUCUUUAUAUAGCUUGUCAGAAUGGACAUGACAGCACGGUGAAAAUAUUAAUGAGCAACGGUGCGGACAUCAAUUUUUAUCAUAACGAUGGUACCAGUCCUCUUUGGAUAGCAAGUCAAAAUGGACAUGACAGCACAGUGCAACUAUUACUGAGUAAAGGGGUUGAUGUCAACUUCUGUAACAAGAAUGGAGUCAGUCCUCUUUAUAUAGCUUGUGCAGCCGGACGUGACAGCACAGUGAAAAUAUUACUGAGCAAUGGUGCAGACAUCAAUCUUUAUCAUAAUGAUGGUACCAGUCCUUUGUGGAUAGCUUGUCAAAACGGACAUAACAGCACGGUUGAAUUUUUACUGAGUGAAAAGAUGGACGUCAAUUUCUGUAACCAGAAUGGAGUGAGUCCUCUUUAUAUAGCCUGUGCAAAUGGACAUGACAGCACGGUUCAAGUUUUACUAAGUAAAGGAGUUGAUGUUAAUUUCUGCAACAGGAAUGUAGUCAGUCCUCUUUAUAUAGCUUGUGCAGCCGGACAUGACAGCACAGUGAAACUAUUACUAAGCAAUGGCGCAGACAUCAAUUUUUUUAAUGACGAUGGUACUAGUACUCUGUGGAUAGCUUGUGCAAAUGGACAUUACAGCACGGUUCAAAUUUUACUCCACAACGGCGCUGACAUGAAUAUAUAUCAUAACGAAGGUGCCAGUCCUCUUUGGAUAGCAAGUCAAAAUGGACAUGACAGCACAGUACAACUUUUACUAAGGGAAGGAGUUGACGUCAAUUUCUGCAACAAGAAUGGAAUCAGUCCUCUUUAUAUAGCUUGUGAAAACGGACAUGACAGCACGGUGAAAAUAUUAAUGAGCAACGGCGGAGACAUCAAUCUUCAUCAUAACGAUGGUACCAGUCCUCUUUGGAUAGCAAGUCAAAAUGGAUAUGACAGCACAGUGCAACUAUUACUGAGUAAAGGGGUUGAUGUCAACUUCUGUAACAAGAAUGGAGUCAGUCCUCUUUAUAUAGCUUGUGCAGCCGGACGUGACAGCACUGUGAAAAUAUUACUGAGCAAUGGUGCAGACACCAGUCUUUAUCCUAACGAUUGUGUCAGUCCUCUUUGGAUAGCUUGUCAAAAUGGACAUGAGAGCACGGUUCAAGUUUUACUGCGAAAAGGGGUUGAUGUUAAUUUCUGUAACCAGGAUGGAGUCAGUCCUCUUUAUAUAGCCUGUGCAAAUGGACAUGACAACACGGUUCAAAUUUUACUUCGCAACAGCGCUGACAUCAAUAUAAAUCAUUACGAUGGUGCCAGUCCUCUUUGGAUAGCUUGUCAAAAUGGACAUGACAGCACGGUUCAAGUUUUACUGAGUAAAGGGGUUAAUGUCAAUUUCUGUAACAAGAAUGGAGUCAGUCCUCUCUAUAUAGCUUGUGAAAACGGACUUGACAGCACGGUGAAAAUAUUACUGAGCAACGGCGCGGACAUCAAUCUUUAUCAUAACAAUGGUACCAGUCCUUUGUGGAUAGCUUGUGCAAAUGGACAUAAUAGUACUGUUAAAAUUUUACUGCGCAACGGCGCUGAUAUCAAUCUAUAUAAUAACGAUGGUGCCAGUCCUCUUUGGAUAGCAAGUCAAAAUGGACAUGACAGCACGGUACAGCUAUUACUGAACAACGCUGCCGACAUCAAUUUAUGUGAUAAAAAUGGCAUUAGCCCCUUCCAUGUAGCCUGUUACAAGGGACAUGACACCAUUGUACAACAUUUAUUGAACAAAGGCUUUGACGUCAAUCUUAUUGACAACGAUGGUGCUAGUCCUUUGUGGAUGGCUUGUCAAAAUGGACAUGACAGCACAGUUCAAAUUUUACUGAACAAAAACGCUAGCUUAAAUUUAUGUGACAAAGAUGGAAAAUAUCCUCUGUGGAUAGCUUGUCAAAAUGGGCAUGAAAGCAUUGUUAAACUUUUACUAAAAAACAACGCAGACAUCAAUUCAUGUAACUUCAAUGAAGUCAGUCCUCUGGAUAUAGCACGUAAAAAUCAACAUGAAAGCACAGUUAAACUGUUAAUCAGUGAAAAUGUUGAAAUAAAUUCAUGUAACAACAAUGGAGUCAGUUUUCCGAAGAAAGCUCGAAAAUAA
Molecule: messenger RNA, 4578 nt
Organism: Saccostrea echinata
Lineage: Eukaryota; Metazoa; Mollusca; Bivalvia; Ostreida; Ostreidae
Exons: 5
Coding region: 1-4578 (1525 amino acids)
Cellular component (GO): cytoplasm
Molecular function (GO): protein binding
Source: RefSeq, a predicted model, not a curated record